Messenger RNA from Suillus fuscotomentosus, 783 nucleotides. RefSeq lists its product as uncharacterized. The coding region runs from base 163 to 783 and encodes 206 amino acids. Lineage: Eukaryota; Fungi; Basidiomycota; Agaricomycetes; Boletales; Suillaceae. The record is from RefSeq and is a predicted model, not a curated record. The transcript is spliced from 8 exons.
GGCGAUCACACGUGACGGUGCCUUCGUCAACAGAUACCAGACAGUCACUCAACCAAUUCAAAAUCGUUUAUCGUUUCAGUCUUUGCAAUUGCACUGGAUUCUAGCAAACCACGAUGCCAGCUACACGCAAAGUUGUGCCUCGCAAGCCCGCUCAGUUAUCGAAUGAAAGAUUCAGAGGCCGAAUCUCUUCACAGCGACGCGCUCGACGACCUGCCGCCCAAGAAACGCACGCGUUCUUCCAAUUCCAAGCCCAGUUCGCCUUCGAAACCCAAAGCCAAGCGUAACAAACGCAAAGCCAAGGGAGAUGAUGUGAAAGAUGAAGAAGAUGUCGAUGGUAGCGAUGUAGACCUGAAGGAGGGGCAGCAAGUCGUAGGUCGCGUCGUGCAAGCUCCAAAGACAGGCUGGGUACCUCCUGGUCAGGUUUCACAGAACACGCUUGAUUUUCUAGCGAAACUCAAAGCCCUGCGUGUAAUGACCGUGAAUGGUUUAAGCUACACGGUCCGCUUCAGCAACGAUAAAACACCAUACAAGAAGGGACUGUCUGCAAGUUUUUCGAGGAGUGGCAGGAAGGGGAUUUUUGCGUUUUUCAAGCCGGGUGACGAGAGCGUCAUCGCUGCAGGUGCAUGGUGUCCUGCGAAGAACGAACUCUUGACUCUCAGACUCUGCACACAAUCCUGGCUUCUAAAGCAUUUACUACCCAUUUCGGCCCUCCCCGCCCACACCCGCAUGGAGAUUGGUGAGCCAGAUGAGCUACCGCGAUACGAGUACAAAGGGGAUACUUAG